This is a messenger RNA of Labrus mixtus (cuckoo wrasse), 1411 nucleotides long. RefSeq names its product dihydrodiol dehydrogenase, tandem duplicate 1 (gene dhdh.1). Gene Ontology annotation, molecular function: nucleotide binding. The record is from RefSeq and is a predicted model, not a curated record. NCBI's taxonomy places the organism in Eukaryota, Metazoa, Chordata, Actinopteri, Labriformes, Labridae.
AACUGCUGCUGGCUCUGAGGCAUAGCAGGUAAGUGUGCUUCUUCCUCGUGAACGUGCAACCUUUCCCAAGGUCAUAUCUUGCCAGCAGCUCAGAUCUUUACUAAAGCACCACCCUGCUCAUUUGUCACUUACAAUCCAAUUCAACAUGGCAACCCGGUGGGGACUGUGCGGUGCGGGGAAGAUCAGCCAUGACUUCAGUGUGGCUCUGAAGACUCUGCCGCCUGAAGAUCACCAGAUAGUAGUCAUUACAUCGAGGAGCUUGGAGCGUUCCAAAGAGUUUGCCAAGAAGCAUGGUAUUCCUAAGGCUUAUGGCAGUUAUGAGGAGCUGCCCAACGACCCAGAUAUAGAUAUUGUGUACGUGGGAGUGCUGCACACAGAGCACUGGAAGGUUGGUCAGCUGUUCCUCAAUGCUGGGAAGAACGUCUUGUGUGAAAAACCUUUCGCAAUGAACUCAAGUCAGGUGAAGGAACUUGUUGCCUCAGCAAAGAGAAACAAUGUCUUCCUCAUGGAGGCCAUCUGGUCCCGCUGUUUCCCCCUGCAUGGUGAGGUGCGCAGACUACUGGCGGAGGAGGCAGAAGGGGAAGUGAAGCUGGUAAAGGCAUACUUUGGCUCCCCUCAGCUCCACAUCCCCCGCUCAGUGCAGAAGGAGCUGGGCGGUGGCGGGCCUGGAGUGUACUGCCUGCAGUUUGUGCUGAUGGUGUUCAAUGGGGAGAGGCCAGAGUCCAUCCAGGCCACAGGGGUUCUGCUUGACUCAGGGGCGGAUGAGUCCUUGGUUGUGGUGAUGAAGUUCUCCAGGAACAGGAUCGCCUUCUGCGCCUGCUCAAUCUCCGCUCGGCUUUCAGCUCCAUUAAAGUAUGCUAUGCUAAUGCAUUCCCUUUUUGACCUCCAGGUUGUUGGCCCAGUGCAUUGCCCCACAAAACUUGUGGUCAACGACAAGGAGACGGUGUAUCCUCUGUCUGAACCCUGCCUCCCCCUGAAUUUCACCAACAGCACCGGGCUUCGCUACGAGGCAGAGGAAGUGAGGCAGUGUCUGCUUAAAGGACUUAAGGAGAGCCCACGGAUGCCUCUGCCAGAAUCCGUCUUACUGACAGAGAUCAUGGAUGAAAUCAGGAAGCAGGUGGGAGUUGCCUUUAGCCAGGACAGCCAGUGACAUCAUUCCAAAGCUGGUCUGUUUCACCUGACCUAAACCCACUCAGGCGGAGCGGACAGAGCAGCUCCAGGCAGGCUUUAGUUCUUUGUUAAGAGAAGCUCACGCAAGGCAUUGACAAAGAGUGACAGGACAAAAUAUAAUGAAAAUUACAUAAAGAUACAAUCAGCAUCUAAAUGUAAAUCUUGGGAACAUCUAUUGUUUGUUUUCAAUAAACCUUUUUGCAUUGUAUAGGCCAGUUAGAGCUUUUAUACCACCGAGUCA